UCAUCUGCCCCCCCUCUUCUGCGAAGGGACCUUCGUAAGCGGGAAAGAAAAGGACAUCUCAGCCCUAACCCCGUUGUUUCCAUCUUACGUUCACUCUUUGGCAUCAUUGACAUGGUGCCGAAUUCGCCGUUGGCACUUCUCCUUCGCAAAACGACCGCGAAUUCGAAGCCAACUGCCACUGACGAACCUCGAUCCGGAAGAAAACUUCAAAACUCUGUGAUUCUCGGGCGACAUCUGGCGCGGUGAGGAGCUUCCUGUCUCUAAAAAUGACUUGUCGGCGGAUUUGUGGACGACGACGACGGUGUCGUCCACGGAGAAGGGCGGUACGCACGGACCAGACCUCAAUAUCUACUUUCCCACUGUUAGUCACAAUAGUCACUCCAGCCGCUCCCACCUCAUAUCAGGAAGAAGCGCCUCUCACAGUUUGGAGAACCCGUGUCCUGAGGCGAAUGUCUGGCACAUCCCCAGACAAACUCCCACAAGAUACAAGAAGCAGCGUUGCAGCCGAACCGAACACGAGAAAGAAGAUGGUGGAAUUGCGAACCAAUGUGAAUCCAGGUGUCAUGAGCUCCCGGCGCAGGCUCUAUUUAUAGUCUGGCUCCCCGCUGCCGGAGCUGUCAUCCUCAGUGUGCUCCGCAGCCCGUCUCGCCCGCCGCCCGCCCGCCAGCACACCAACAGCGGGCCACGUCUGUGGGCACGCUGCAUAAUUCACAGCGAGUCUGACCAGCGAGGAUGUCUGUGUCCAUGUGGAGAAUGAAUGGGCUCUGGAGGAGGAUGGCCGGAGUCCUGGUGCUCUGCGCUCUGUUGCUCAGCGACGGGGUGAUAUGUCAAGAUGACGCGGCAGAAGAUCCCGCCGUCCCAUCUGCAGCCAAUCCAACUGCGGGCGCCGUUGUCGCGCCGGAUGCCGCGGCCCCAGAUGCCGCAGCCCCGGGUGCUUCCGCUGCCCCCACCCCUGCGGCCGGCGCCCCUGCGGCCGGCACCCCUGCGGCCGGCACCCCUGCGGCCGGCGCCCCUGCGACCGCAGGCGGCGGACACUCGGCCGCCUCUGCCGCUCCAGGAAAUAGCCCGUUCCCAGCGACUGUCAUAAACAUCGCACUCGGUGGUGACAGCCAGGAUGGAGACGCCUCCGGGACCAUCGCCGCCCCCCUCGACGCCGUCAACAAGGCGGUUACGGACGGCGAAGUCCCGAAUGUAAUCCAAAUGGUGGUGCCCGAGGUGAAGUGUGUUGGAAAAGAGGAAAUCCCAGAGAGCGACGCUGUCAAGGCCCUGGUGGCGACAGACGACUGCGAGGCGACUAAACGCAUAAUCCAGGGGAACGCUGCAGGCUGGUGCAAGUCCGAAAACUGUAACCUCAAAAUCUUCCAAGAUGGCAACACGUUGCUGGUGGCAAGCGAAAAUGCGAAGUUGGGUUCUCUGGCCGACGCACUGCAGAGCGAGAAUUUGAAAGACAAGCUGGGUGUGACAAAGAUUGAGACGCCGUCCUCCUCCGGUUCCUCGGUCUUCGUUGGGAUACUGGUCACCGGUCUGCUCGCUGCCAUUGCGAUCACUGUGGGCUACUUGAAAUGCCCACGCAGGUCCGACGCGAAGGGAGUGAGGCUGGCAGACGAGGCCUACCCGGUGGAUCAGGAGAACCAGGGGAACACCCUUGUGUCCGUGGCCCCCCUCAACCCGCCACCAGAAACCCAGGAGAAACCCAGCGUCAAUGGAGAGUCCCCCGAGGCGGACAAGACCCAGGCUCCUCCUCCUCCCACCAACGGCCACUCCACCGCCAAGACGGCAGACACGGAGCUGUGAAAUAGUCGAACCGACGAAAUCGCAGCCCCCAGGAACUACCCCCACAAACACACACAUCCCCACUUCCCCCUCGUCCACACACACACACGCACACAUACACACACACACACACACACACGCCUAAGAAAGCUCACCUCCCUUUCUGAAUCCUCUCCUGUCCAGCGACACAGCAAAGUGGACAUCAGGGCCUAGAACGAUCUCAUACGUCGACACUCCUCUCGUUACGGUUCCCCUCGCCUCCUCCUUUGGCCAAGUGCCUCAACAAACAUCAGGGAAACUAGUCUGAUGAUGAUGAUGAUGGCGAUGAAGGCUCAGUCCCUUGGGCUGGAGACGAGAGAGAGAGAGGAGAUGAGCAGUUCGGGGUUGUGUGUACUUCAAUUUUUUUUUCCCUCUCCCAUGACGACCGCAGCCUCUGGCGUCACUCGCCGUGUUAUGUGCUGUCAACACCCGGCAGCGUCGCUGCUCGUCGUCCGCCUUAAAGCCUCAGCCAAAUCCUCCGCCAGGAAACACAGUGCAAGCACAAGAAUGAAAUCGUUCCCUGGGUUUAUUAUCGAUAAGCCACGACAGACGGAUUGACAGGACACAAAACACACUGCCUCGAAAUCUGUUUACAAGCUUCUCAGAGAGAGAGAAACUCCAGUGGGCUCUCGUCUUGUUUAUCUGAGUGAGUUAUUGAUAGGUGUGCGAAUGUAUGUGUGUGUGUGUGUGUGUGUGCGAAUGCGUGUGUGUGUGUGUGCGUGCGUGUGCUGUCAAAUCCUGCAUGUGUGGGUAAACAUGUACGUGCAUCUGUCCUGUGCAUGCACUGUAAAUAUCUAUACAUGCAUCUAAGCUUUUUUUUUCUUCUGCUUACUGUAUGUACGGUAUGCGUGUUUGUGGUGGAGUGACAGGUGUUAAGGUGUGAAUGUGCAUGUGACAUUAGCCGUGAGAAGUGUACAAUAUUGUAAAAUAAGUUGGCCAAGUGAUGGCUCACCGAGUUAUGAGUUAUGGGGACGAAGGAGUUGUAUUUGAAGUUUCACAAAAAAAAGAUCACGCCGUUUUCUCGAACAGGGGUAGAGUGGCCGCGGGGAACUCUCCCGUCUGCUACUGCAAACUUACACAGUUGACACAAAAGUCCAUCCACUUGUCAGUGUUAUUCUCUUUUCAAUAUUUACUGUAUAAGCUCCCUUUUUUUCUUUUUUUUUACCACCAGUAUUCUAUUGAACAGUGUGUAUAGUAUGGUGACUCUCUCUGUCUUGUUUUGUUUUUUUUAUUCACUUGCCAAUGUUCAUUUUUAUGUGCCAAAGAAUUUCCAUUUCAUAGCUAAUGUUGUACUAAAACACGUCGUCUGUGGCACCUUGUGACACAACGUUUGAUCCGGGUCAUAUCUGAUACAGGAAGAUGCUCAUGGGGCUGUGACUGUUGGAAAGAAGCAUCUCGGUUUUCCUUAUUUUUCUUUGGCUUUUAACAUAGCAAGAGACAAAACUCAAAAAGGAAUAUGGAUUUGUUUUUUGUCCAACCGGAACAAAGAAAGGUUGUCUGAUGAUGGGAACGUCUCGCAAUGAUUCUUCGCUCAUCGCUAACAUUCCGGUGCGACUGUUUCAUUCUACUCUGCAGUUUUACCGGGGUCUAACAUGAAAAAAUGUAAUAAACAGUAAACAACA
Scophthalmus maximus (turbot) is the source of this 3434-nucleotide messenger RNA. RefSeq names its product CD34 molecule (gene cd34). Gene Ontology annotation, cellular component: membrane. The transcript is spliced from 11 exons. Lineage: Eukaryota; Metazoa; Chordata; Actinopteri; Pleuronectiformes; Scophthalmidae. Gene Ontology annotation, biological process: cell adhesion. The record is from RefSeq and is a predicted model, not a curated record. Bases 733 to 1794 code for a protein of 353 amino acids.